Molecule: messenger RNA, 1707 nt
Organism: Lodderomyces pseudojiufengensis
Lineage: Eukaryota; Fungi; Ascomycota; Pichiomycetes; Serinales; Debaryomycetaceae
Gene: PGA5
Product: 1,3-beta-glucanosyltransferase
Exons: 1
Coding region: 1-1707 (568 amino acids)
Biological process (GO): fungal-type cell wall (1->3)-beta-D-glucan biosynthetic process
Cellular component (GO): cytoplasm; fungal-type cell wall
Molecular function (GO): 1,3-beta-glucanosyltransferase activity
Source: RefSeq, a predicted model, not a curated record
AUGAAUUGGUGGUAUAUAUUCCCAUUUUUAUUCUUACAACAACUAAUCAAAGCAAAACCAGAACCAAGUCAAUUAAUUCAAACAAUAAAAAUCCAUCAAAAUAAAUUUUAUGAAUCUACAACAAAAAAUCAAUUUUUCAUUCGUGGAAUAGCAUAUCAAAAAACUCGUCAAGAAGGAGAAAUUUAUGAUACAACAAAGGAAACAAAUUAUAUUGAUCCAUUAAGUAAUCCUUUUACAUGUUUAAGAGAUUUGGAGAAUCUUGUUGAAUUAAAUAUUAAUGUAGUUAGAAUUUAUCAAAUUAAUCCCCUUGCGAAUCAUGAUGUUUGUAUGAAUGCUUUUGCUUCUGAAGGUAUAUAUAUAAUUGCAGAUUUAUCUGAACCUUUUAUUUCGAUAAAAAGGGAUUCACCUCAUUGGGAUACUGAAAUUUUUAAAAGAUAUAAGUCUGUAGUUGAUUCAAUGUCAAAAUAUAAUAAUGUUUUAGGAUUUUUUGCAGGUAAUGAAAUUGCAAAUUCUCAACUGAAUAUUGAUUCUGCUCCUUUUAUAAGAAGUUCAAUUAGAGAUAUAAAGAAAUAUAUUAAUGAUAUGGGAUAUAGAAAAAUUCCUAUAGGUUAUGCAUCAAAUGAUGAUACAGUAAUUAGAUCAAAUUUAGCAAAUUAUCUUGUUUGUGAUUUACCGAAUGAUGAAGACAACGAGUUAAGUAAAAUAGAUUUUUUUGCAAUUAAUAAUUAUGAAUGGUGUGGUUAUUCAACUUAUGCAACAUCAGGAUAUAAGGAUUUAAAUUUAGAAUUUAAUAAAUUUCCCACCCCGAUUUUUUUCAGUGAAUUUGGUUGUAAUUUAAUUCAACCAAGACCUUUCACUGAAAUUGAAUCUAUUUUUAAUAAAAAUAUGAAAAAAAUUUGGUCUGGUGGUAUUAUGUAUGAAUAUUUUGAAGAAAUUAAUCAUUAUGGUUUAAUAUUGAUAAAAAAGGAUCAACUGAUAUUAAAAUUACCAGAUUUUGAAAAUUUAAAAUCAAAAUAUAAUGCAAUUGACGACGAAAAUCCUGUUCAAGUUGACUUGAAUGAGCAGAUAGAAUUAAAUAAUGUUAAAUGUAAUGAUUUAAUAUCAGAUACUUGGAAUAUAGCAACAAAUUUACCACAAACUCCUAAUUCAUUAAAAUGUGAUUGUUUAUAUAAUUCAUUAAAAUGUAUAAUUUUACCAAAUUCCCAAAAUUCAUUUGAUGAAGAAGAAUUUAUAAAAAAUUUAUGUUAUAAAAUUGAUUGUUUUGAAAUAAAUUGUAAUGGAAAAAUUGGUCAAUAUGGAAAAUAUAGUGAUUGUUCACCAUUAAUUAGAGCUUCUUUUGCUUUAAAUCAAUAUUAUUUACAAACUGGUGAAAAAGAAGAAAUUUGUACUUUACAAAAUAGAGGUGAAUUACAAAAUCAGAGUUUACUGAAAGAUCAAGAAGAUAUUUGUUUUAAUUUAUUAAAUGAUGAAAUUGAUUCAAAUGAAAAAACUAUAAAAUUUCAUAAUGAGAAAGAUGUUAAAAUUGAACCUAAUAAAUCUAGUAAUGAAUCAUUAGAAUCAUCUGAAAUUAUUGAACCAGAACUUUUAAAUCCACCACCAAUUAAUCGGAAAUCGAAAAAGAAAAGUAUUGGUAAUAAAUUAUCACCAAAAAGACUAAUAAGUUCAAUUUUCCAUGUUUGUAUUUUGUAUUUUGUCUUAAUGAGAUAA